Messenger RNA from Fusarium graminearum PH-1, 411 nucleotides. RefSeq lists its product as uncharacterized. Gene Ontology annotation, molecular function: hydrolase activity. Lineage: Eukaryota; Fungi; Ascomycota; Sordariomycetes; Hypocreales; Nectriaceae. The record is from RefSeq and is a predicted model, not a curated record. The transcript has 5 exons. The coding region runs from base 1 to 411 and encodes 136 amino acids.
AUGGCUGAUAUUGUGAACCCAGGCUUGUUUGUCUGGGUUUUCUACUUGAACCACACAGGGGCUCAUAUCGCCGCUGAUGUUAUGUGUGGUGUGAGUUCAGUCGGGUUCCCAGCUACAAAGCCACAGCCUCUUAAUAUUACUAACAAAGUUGCCGCUAUUGUCUUGAUGGGCGAUCCGAGUACUACGAAGGGACAGGCCUUUCACGUUGGGAGCAGCAAGGGUGAUGGUGUAUUCUCUCGCCAAAAACCAAAUGGAUGCCGAUACGUCUCUGGCAAGACCAUGUCUUUCUGUGAUGCAGGAGACCCUUUCUGUGAGGCUGGAGGCCAUGACCUGAGCACUCAUAUGAGAUACGUGUCAGCGUAUGGACAAACGGCUACUGAUUUUGCUGUUUCCAUGUUCCAUCUUGCCUAG